CGGAAGAAGAUUGAGACGAACAGGAAGUAGGGAGGGGGCAAGCGGAGGAAAAUAUUCUGGUCCCUGUUGUACGGUCUUUACAUAGUGCUCUUCCUUCUCCUAUUGUGCGUAUAACGUUCCUGCUUUUUCCUCUUUCACGCGCAGAUUUCUCGCAGGGGUGGUGCUAGUAUGUCACGGCGGCGGCGGCACAGCGACGAGAGCGAUGGGCAAGCUCACAAAAGGAGGAGAACAUCUGAGCCAUCUGAAAUUGAAGAGAGACUUGAAUCUUUAAUAUGCAGAGUGGGAGAGAAGAGUACUUCCUCUCUGGAGAGCAACUUGGAGGGUCUAGCUGGUGUCUUGGAAGCUGAUCUACCAAACUAUAAAAGCAAGAUAUUAAGAAUUCUUUGUACUGUUGCACGUCUAUUACCAGAAAAGCUUACCAUUUACACAACGUUAGUUGGGCUGCUGAACGCCAGGAACUACAACUUCGGUGGGGAAUUUGUAGAAGCCAUGAUUCGUCAGCUCAAAGAAUGUUUGAAAGUCAACAUGUAUAAUGAAGCUGAGUACUUAGUUCGUUUUCUAUCUGAUCUUGUGAAUUGUCACGUAAUAGCUGCACCUUCAAUGGUAGCCAUGUUUGAGAACUUUGUGAGUGUGACACAGGAGGAAGAUAUACCACAAGUACGAUGUGAUUGGUAUGUGUUUGCAUUUCUGUCAUCUUUGCCUUGGGUUGGAAAGGAGUUGUAUGAGAAGAAAGAUGCUGAAAUAGAUCGCCUCUUGUCCCACACAGAAAGCUAUCUGAAGCGUCGCCAGAAGAUUCAUGUACCCAUGUUACAAGUUUGGACUGCUGAUAAACCACAUCCACAAGAAGAGUACCUGGACUGCCUUUGGGCCCAGAUUCAGAAGUUGAAAAAAGACCGUUGGCAAGACAGACACAUUCUGAGGCCUUACCUUGCCUUUGACAGUAUUCUUUGCGAAGCAUUGCAGCACAACCUGCCUCCAUUCACUCCUCCGCCUCACACUGAAGAUUCAGUGUACCCAAUGCCAAGGGUUAUUUUUCGGAUGUUUGACUACACAGAUGACCCAGAGGGCCCUGUCAUGCCUGGCAGUCAUUCUGUUGAAAGAUUUGUAAUAGAAGAAAACCUCCACUGCAUCAUCAAAUCCCACUGGAAAGAGAGAAAGACUUGUGCUGCACAGUUGUUGAGCUAUCCAGGAAAUAAUAAGAUCCCCUUGAACUACCACAUAGUAGAGGUAAUAUUUGCAGAAUUGUUUCAGCUUCCAUCUCCACCACAUAUUGAGGUUAUGUACACAGCACUCCUCAUUGAACUGUGCAAACUCCAGCCUGGCUCUUUACCACAAGUUCUUGCACAAGCCACAGAAAUGCUUUACAUGCGCUUGGAUACAAUGAAUACUACAUGUAUAGACAGGUUUAUUAACUGGUUUUCCCACCACCUGAGUAACUUUCAGUUCCGUUGGAGCUGGGAAGAUUGGUCAGACUGUCUUACUCAGGACCUUGAGAAGCCUAAAUCCAAAUUUGUGAGAGAGGUUUUGGAAAAAUGCAUGAGGCUUUCCUACCAUCAGCGAAUAAUAGACAUUGUUCCUCCAAGCUUUUCUGUCCUCAGUCCUGCAAACCCAGUGUGUAUUUACAAAUAUGGAGAUGAAAGCAAUAGGUCUCUUCCUGGGUAUACUGUAGCACUCUGUUUAACAAUUGCAAUUAAAAAUAAGGCCAGUAACGAUGAAAUCUUCAGCAUUUUAAAAGAUGUGCCUAAUCCAAAUAAGGAUGAUGACGAUGAUGAAGGAUUCACCUUCAAUCCUUUGAAAAUAGAAGUUUUUGUACAGACUCUGCUCCAUCUAGCUGCGAAGUCUUUCAGCCACUCCUUCAGUGCUCUGGCUAAGUUUCACGAAGUAUUCAAAGUACUUGCUGAAAGUGAUGAGGGGAAACUCCAUGUCCUGAGAGUUGUAUACGAGGUUUGGAAGAAUCAUCCACAGAUGAUUGCUGUUCUUGUGGAUAAGAUGAUUCGAACACAGAUUGUUGAUUGCGCUGCAGUAGCAAACUGGAUCUUCUCUUCAGAACUUGCACAUGAUUUUACUAGGUUCUAUGUCUGGGAAAUCUUACAUUCCACAAUUCGUAAAAUGAACAAGCAUGUACUGAAGAUUCACAAAGAACUGGAGGAGACUAAGGCAAGAUUGGCAAGACAGCACAAAAGACGAGAAAGUGAUGAAGAUGAUGACGACGAUGACCAAAGUAGUGAUAGGGAAGACGGACCUCUAGAAGACCAAAUAGAACGCUUGCAGGAGAGAGUAGAAUCAGCCCAGAGUGAACAGAAGAAUCUCUUCCUUGUUAUAUUCCAGCGUUUCAUUAUGUUGUUAACUGAACACUUAGUGCGCUGUGAAACUGGUGGGAUUGAUGUAUUUACACCUUGGUACAAAAGCUGUAUAGAGAGGUUGCAGCAAAUCUUCCUACAGCAUCACCAGAUAAUUCAGCAGUACAUGGUGACCCUGGAGAACCUCCUGUUUACAGCUGAACUGGACCAUCACAUACUGGCUGUAUUUCAGCAAUUUUGUGCUUUGCAGGCCUGAGGAUUUUCAUGUGUUGUUUUAUCUGCAAGACUUAAAACCAUUUUUCUUUGAUGAGAGAAGCUCACCAUGGGGAAAGAGAAAACUCUUUAAUUCAGAACAGCUUUCAUGUGUUCCUGUAUAAAGCAAUAUAGUACUCUUAACUAAUAGUAACUGGUUUAGCAUCAUGAGUCUUAUUAGCUAUGACUGACAGAGGAUUAGUGUGUGUUGUGGUUUAACCCCAGCCAGCAACUAAGCACCAUGCAGCUGCUCACUCACUUACCCCCCACCCAGUGGGAUGGGGGAGAGAAUUGGGAAAAAAAGUAAAACUCAUGGGUUGACAUAAGAACAGUUUAAUAGAACAGAAAGGAAGAAACUAAUAAUUAUAAUAAUAACAAUAAUAAAAUGACAACA
This is a messenger RNA of Aquila chrysaetos chrysaetos, 2946 nucleotides long. RefSeq names its product nuclear cap-binding protein subunit 1-like. Gene Ontology annotation, cellular component: nuclear cap binding complex; nucleus. The transcript is spliced from 23 exons. Gene Ontology annotation, biological process: nuclear-transcribed mRNA catabolic process, nonsense-mediated decay; mRNA export from nucleus; regulation of mRNA processing. Bases 169 to 2556 code for a protein of 795 amino acids. Gene Ontology annotation, molecular function: mRNA binding; protein binding; RNA cap binding. The record is from RefSeq and is a predicted model, not a curated record. NCBI's taxonomy places the organism in Eukaryota, Metazoa, Chordata, Aves, Accipitriformes, Accipitridae.